This is a messenger RNA of Pseudogymnoascus destructans, 2109 nucleotides long. RefSeq names its product Scaffold-type E3 ligase (gene DCN1). The record is from RefSeq and is a predicted model, not a curated record. NCBI's taxonomy places the organism in Eukaryota, Fungi, Ascomycota, Leotiomycetes, Thelebolales, Thelebolaceae. Gene Ontology annotation, cellular component: ubiquitin ligase complex. The transcript is spliced from 6 exons. Gene Ontology annotation, biological process: positive regulation of ubiquitin-protein transferase activity; protein neddylation. Bases 1 to 2109 code for a protein of 702 amino acids. Gene Ontology annotation, molecular function: cullin family protein binding; ubiquitin conjugating enzyme binding; ubiquitin-like protein binding.
AUGGUUGGCCCGAAGGGAUUAAAGAGGCGGCUUAGCGUUGUACUGCAGGAACAGGAGGACCUCCUUGAAAACAGUGAGAUUAUCCUUGAUCAGGAGCCACUUUCAGAUUAUGCCUCAAGGGUCCCUAAUGACCAAGGGGAAUUGCGAAAGAGACAGCGUGUCUCCGUACUAAAGCAGCCGGAGCUCAACGCCAAUAUCUUCCGUUUUGACCACAUCCCUCAGGACGAACUAAGUUUCAAUCCCGCUGCGGAUUCUUUGCCUCCGGACCGACUUGCACCCCCUUCAAAUCCGACCGCCAAGCCGGUUUUUCCAGACCGGAUUUUACCACUGCCAGUUCCAACUGGUUCGCGGCGAUAUGAUCCGUUUACCGCUGCGACGAAUGCGCCGUCACGCCCAUCGCCAUCUCCAUAUUCCUUGGGAGUACCCCCUCCACGCACGGGGCUGUCUCAACCCCCAAGGCCCCAUUCAUAUCCUUCAAAUAUGGUACCAGCAACUUCUAAAAUUGAGGGAUCGCACAGGACCCCGAGUCGUACGCCACCGCCAACUACGCACGUUGUACCUCAGUAUACUUAUGCAAACAUGCAGGCGCCGACUGCUCAAGCUACAUGGUUAGGAUCAGUAUUUCAAUCUCCCGAUCUUUCUAUACGUCAGCCGAGACCCCGAGCUGUUAGUAUGCCAUACGUUUUGUCUUACAGGUCAAGUUCGAGCGCGGAAUCUCAAGCAGUGGGUGCUGUUGUGGAUGCGGAUGCCCAACCAUUGACACCUCAAAAUGCCGACCCUACUUUUCCCAGAGCGCAAUCACUGAGAGCAAUGCUGGGCAUUCUGAACGUAGCCAUUCUGACAAGUAAGGCUGAGCACUCUGAAGAUAACCAUUCUGAUGGUAAGGCUGGCCAUUCUGAAAUGGGAGCGGGGUAUUUUGGACGGGUGGCUGGCCAUUCUGAUAAGGAGUCUGGGCAGUCGUCCAUAAUACCCCGCCCCGUAUCGACAAAGGCGACGAUUGUGCUCUUUGACGAUGCGGGCCGGCAUUUUGAAGUGGUGAAUGGCUACGUUCAGAAUUGCUACGCUCAGCCGUACGAUCAUAAUCGCUUGGCAUUGUUCCAGAAUUACCCAACUAUCUUUCCGAAUUAUCUUUCAUUUAAUAAUAAUCAACUGCGGUCUCAUCAAAAUGGGGUCCCAGCUUCCAUACCACAUUUUGAGUCGGGAUCUGGGGUUGCUAGCCAGCCUUCUAUCCCCAGCGCCCAACCAGCUCAUGGGGGGUGGCGGCUCCUCAAGCCUCUCGUUCUCCAAGCAGUGGAGGUCAUAGUUCUCCAAGUCGUCGAAGUCAUAGUCCUCCACCAGCUCCUCGUCUUCCUUAUCGGGAACCGAUACCCCCUAGUUCACCAGUCCCUAUACUAUGCCUCGGGCGGCAAGCCGGCCGUUGCUCCUACUCCAGUCGAAGAUAAGUCGCUGACAACUUUGAGUAACUUAUUUGAGAAAUACCGAGGGUCGGAUGAUGAAAAGGAUUCCAUCAGCGUCGACGGCACGAUGGCAUAUCUCACAGACCUCGCCGUGAAUCUCGAAGACGCAUCGUCCCUCAUUUCACUAGAAAUUGUCCAGGCUCCGGCAAUCGGGGAGAUGACGAGAGAUGGGUUUGUAAAGGGCUGGCAAAAGGCUGGAGCCGACUCUAGAAGCACCUUAGACACAAUACCCAAGCAAAAAGCAUACAUUGCUAGCCAGACAAAACUCCUCUCCUCCGACACCACCCUUUUCAAGCGUGUCUACAAACACACCUUUGUCAGCUCCAAAGAGCGUAGUCAGAAAGCGCUACCUCUCGAGAACGCCCUUGUGUACUGGGAGAUGCUCUUCUCAAGCCCUGGCAUGUGCUGGGCUUCUGCGAUGACGGACUGGCUGAAGCUGUGGCUCGAGUUCCUGAACGCCAAGUGGACGAAGACCGUUAAUAAAGACAUGUGGAACCAGACGCUUGAGUUCUUCACCAAGAGCAGGGAGGACGAGACGAUGAGCUUUUGGUCUGAGGAGGGUGCGUGGCCGGGCGUCAUUGACGACUUCGUUGUCUGGGUCCGAGAGAAGAGGGGCGGCGGAGCAGUGACAGAUAAUAUGGAGACGGAUUAG